This is a messenger RNA of Talaromyces rugulosus, 1443 nucleotides long. RefSeq lists its product as uncharacterized. Gene Ontology annotation, molecular function: protein tyrosine phosphatase activator activity; peptidyl-prolyl cis-trans isomerase activity. The record is from RefSeq and is a predicted model, not a curated record. Gene Ontology annotation, cellular component: protein phosphatase type 2A complex; nucleus; cytoplasm. Gene Ontology annotation, biological process: mitotic spindle organization. The coding region runs from base 1 to 1443 and encodes 480 amino acids. NCBI's taxonomy places the organism in Eukaryota, Fungi, Ascomycota, Eurotiomycetes, Eurotiales, Trichocomaceae. The transcript is spliced from 3 exons.
AUGGCGUCGGAUAGUCCUCACACGGUUCCGAUGCUUGAGCGCAUCGCCACAACAAACCACGUCUUCGCCGAGCCAAGCAAGAGAAUACACGAGGGCGGAGAUGUCCAAUCGUUCUUGACGUCCAAAGCUUAUCGGGAUAUCAUGACGUUUCUGCUUCAACUCAAUAGAGCAAUGUUUCCUCGACUGACGGAUACCAGCCAGCCUCAGACAUGGCCACUGCAGUCUCAAGAAGUUGAUUUCUCUGAACCAGUGCGUCGGCUUCAGCUCUUGCUUUCGAAGCUGGAAAGUAUCAUUGACGAGGCGCCACCGGAUACGGGACCCAGGCGGUUUGGAAAUAUAAGUUUCCGGAGGUGGUAUGAGAUUGUCGCUGAUCGAGCACCACGGCUAUUAGACGAGGCGAUUUCCACUGAUAUCCUCAAUGCCGGGGAUUCUUCUACAUCAACAGCGAGGACCGAGCUCACAUCAUACUUGUUGGGAAGUUUUGGCAGUGCACAGAGACUAGACUACGGUACAGGGCACGAACUCAGCUUUUUGGCGUUUUUAGCCUGUGUCUGGAAGCUUAGUGGGUUUCCCCAAGCCGGACCAGGUGCGGAGGAGAGGGGCAUUGUCCUUGGACUGAUAGAGCCGUAUUUAGAGCUUGUUCGAAAACUAAUAAAAACAUAUACUUUGGAGCCUGCCGGCUCUCAUGGUGUAUGGGGUCUUGACGAUCACUCUUUCCUACCAUACAUAUUCGGCUCAGCACAAUAUUCCCCAGCCAUCUCCGAGGCUGAUGACACUCCAGUUGAAGGCUCUCUGCCAGAUGCCCCAUCUGCCUCCAGUGUGGUUAAAGUGCCUGUUAUUGAACGGGAGAGGGAAACAAAUCUCUAUUUUUCCGCCAUAGGCUUCAUUUACGAUGUCAAAAAGGGGCCAUUCUGGGAACACAGCCCGAUGCUAUAUGACAUAUCUGGAAUCCAGGCUGGGUGGGGGAAAAUCAACAAGGGUAUGAUCAAAAUGUAUAAUGCCGAGGUUCUUUCCAAAUUCCCCGUGGUGCAACACUUCCCCUUUGGAUCUCUGCUGAGCUGGGAUCGAGAUCCCAGUGCCGUUGCCCCUGCACCAACAGCACAUGCGACAGCAGGGCCACGGCAAUCAAAUCCGCCCUCCGUACAAACCUCAUUGCCGACUCAGUCCGCAGCCACUAGGGUACCAUGGGCAGGCAGUCCUCGACCAGAUUCUGGACCUACAGCAGCCCCAUGGGCAACAGCGCGGAAUCCUACAGCCAGAACAGCCCCGACCUCUUCAGCUACUCAGAUGCCCAUUCGAACGACAUUGCCAGAUACCUCAAGAAACCCCCCAGGCCCCAUGGCACCUACACGAGCACCCUGGGCUCAACCUUCCCAGUCUAACACGCAAAGUGGCACAUCGACAUCGCAGCCGACAAGAGCACCGUGGGCAAAACCCUCAUGA